AUGGAUCCUCUCAGCGUUCUUCGUGCAAGCUAUUACAUCGUCCUUUUCGGUAUCGAGUUGGAGCAGGUGCCAUACGAAGUCAAGAUCAGUCUCGAACUUGUCCGCACCUGCCAUGCAGAUCUGCAGUAUCUUAUCGAGAUACGCAACGAAUUGCUCAACCUUCUCACAAGACGACCUAAGGUCCUGGAACGCGUCAACAACAUCAUCGAAGCGGCUCAUAAGGGACUGGCUGAGGUCUGCGAAAUUGUAGAAAAAUGUCGUCCUCAGGCCAAUAACGGGAGGACUCCAUUUCGAAGCAGAAUAUCAUGGAUUCUCUUGGACUCGGCACGAUUCAGAGAACAGAAGGCUAUCGUCAGUCAUCACCAUGCUUCCGUCCUGGCGGAGCUCAACUUUCUGCGACAAAUCGCUCUGCUUGCCCCUGCAACCGAGGACAAUAUGGACAGCAAAGGUCGUGCCAAAAAGCCAAUGCAAGCAUUCGAUAACAUUGCUCUGUUGGGAGAUCUCAUGGGCGCAGUAACCAUUUCAGGUAAUAUGAGUUAUGGGUUUCUCUUUCGGAUCUGCUUCGGCGCUUGGCGAGCAUCAAGCUAA
Messenger RNA from Colletotrichum spaethianum, 588 nucleotides. RefSeq lists its product as uncharacterized. Lineage: Eukaryota; Fungi; Ascomycota; Sordariomycetes; Glomerellales; Glomerellaceae. Bases 1 to 588 code for a protein of 195 amino acids. The transcript has a single exon. The record is from RefSeq and is a predicted model, not a curated record.